Molecule: messenger RNA, 1110 nt
Organism: Dioszegia hungarica
Lineage: Eukaryota; Fungi; Basidiomycota; Tremellomycetes; Tremellales; Bulleribasidiaceae
Exons: 2
Coding region: 1-1110 (369 amino acids)
Source: RefSeq, a predicted model, not a curated record
AUGUCCGCACCAGCUACUCCCGUCUCGGCUCAAGCAUCCAUUCGCAUCCGGCGUCGUCGGUACAUCCCAUCCCCUCGAGCCCCGCUCAUCGCUGCAUCAUCCGCACUUCCAUCAUCCGACCUGCCUCUCCGGAUCAGACAACCUGCCGAGCGAACACGAGCGGUCUCGGAAGGUCCUACUAUACGCGGUAUACGCGUCGCGUUUGCCGAGACGCCUGUCAAGCUACGGGAGCUGGAAGUGGGGUGGAGGGAACGGCGGAAGGCUAGUCUAGUCCUGGCGGAGCGGAUACAAGUUGGUACACCGGCGAGUCAGGCCGAGGCGAAUAAGGCGGCCAUAUCUAGGCACGGUAAGAAGGAGCGGGAGGAGGCGCAGCGAAGGGAGAAGCGACUUCCCCAGCUCAAGGCGGAACCCAAGCCGACUUCGUCGGUGCCUCGAUCUCGUCGCGCUACGGUCUCAGGCGAGCCACCAGCUCCACGCCGUGAGAAUAUACCGUCGGAUCGGAUCACCCAACAACCUACCAAGUCGAGAGGUAACGGUACCGGCACGAAAUCUGGAACACAGCCUGUCCCCUCGCCCCAGCUCGCUCCUCCAUCACCUCCACCCACACCGCCUCCCAUCCUGUCCAGAUCCAAAAAGCCUGACACAGUUCUGGCUCAUGCUCAGCAGUACACCACUCGGCUCGGGUCUCAGCCUCGGCCACCCUUCCCGAUCACCUCAGUUCCGCUUCCACCGACAAAUCGUCCUGUUCCCCUCACCGCCCGCUCGCCCGAUACCAUCCAUAUCCACCCCGCUGAAUCAUUGGUCGGUAUCACUCUCCGCCUCGGCCGUACCUCCCAGAGUAUUACCAUCACCCAAGACGGGCGAGUCAUCACCUUCUCAGCGCAACCCGUCCAGGCGUCUCCGCGCCAACUCCGCCUGAGUAACUGGGCAAAUUGGUCAGAGGAGGACAGGAGGGACUGGGACAUAGUCCGGCGCUUGAUAGAGGGAUACAAGCGGCAUACACCCAAACUAGGUCAGGCUAUACCUACCUCUCGGACAUCUCACUAUCACCUGCUCGAGCCCACCGGACAUUCUGCUCAUCUUCGAUCACGCGUCUAUGUCGUCACCUGA